CUGUAACAUUUUUUUCUGACCCAGGAUCCAGUUUAGCAUCAUUCAUCAGUGAUGUUUUUUUCUAACUAUAUAGGCCCGUCAGUUAUUCAUGCUGAGUACGUUUCCUUAGGAGCAUGUGUUACAAAUGCAAUUCAGUUUACCUGUGCAAUUAUUUUAUUAAUGUCUGUAAGCUCCACAAGAGCUUGGAUCUUGCCAGUUGCCACAGCCCUCUGCACACAAUAGGUGCUUAAUAAAGAUCUAUGGAAUGAAAUGCGUGAAGGAAAGCAAAGCAGGCACUUUCUUGAGUAGGGGCGACUUUCCACGAUUCUCUCUAGAUUUGUCCAAAAGUCUUCAUACUCCUAACCUUCCACUCCAGCACUUGCGUUGCACACAAUAGGCGCCCCAGUGCUGAGCACACUCCUGCCACGCCCGCAGGCCGUGCGCCCCAGGGUAAAAAGUACCCCCGCACGCCGCGAGGGGGCGGCAGCACUCCGCUCAGACUCCGCUAGCUCCCGAGCCGGCGCCUACAGCUCCAGGAACUCAACGGGCGAGCCUUUACCGGGCGCCUCCCGAGUUCCCCGAGCUGCACUCGGCUCUCGAGGGCGCAGAUCCGGUGACAGGUCGGUGUCCAUGGAGGGGGAUCCAGGCCGGAGUCUAGGGGUCGCUCCGGGAACGCAGGCUGAGGCCAUGAGCUUGUUCUGAGUCGGGCGCUGCGGGGGUCGGCGCUCUCGGUUCGGGAGCACUUCCGGGAGAAGUGUCCCGGCAGAACUGGCGACCUCUGACCCGCCAGACCUUCCUCGGGUACCUCAGCUGGCCGCUGAGCGCGGGUGCCCCUGGCCGCGCUCCGCCCCGGACGUCUCCGCGCAGGCGCCACGGCCGCGGUUCCCAUGGCGACGGGGGGCGCGUCCCUGCCCGAGGCCCCGCCCCCAGCAGGCUAGGCUGCGCGGGGCCGCGAGCGGCGCGGGCAGGUGCCACGGGCUUCGGGCAGGUGGUGGCGCGGGCUGGCUGCGGCGGCUCCACGACCUGCCGAAAUUCAGCCCGCAGAGACGAGCUUCGCCUCCCUGGCCGGCUUCUGCCACGGAAGUGUACAGACAGCCUCAUUUGCAAUGAGACGUGACCCUGUUGGCUUUCUCAGGCUGUCGCAGAGCCCCAGCCAGGGUCUGCCAGCUCUGGUGGUUGCUUCUCCAUUUGGGAUGUUCCUGAUCCCCAUGGAUCCACAACUGUAACCAUGGUGACGCGGGUCGAAGUUGGCUCCGUAACUUCCCUGGCUAGAGUGCCCGGCCUGGGUGAGAUCGCCAAAGAGGAGACCCUGCAGCGGACCUACUUCUGCCAGGCCAGUGCUGCCCCCUCUGCAGCGCUGCUCCUGGAAGGGAAGAGCCCCCUUAGGAGCAGCCCGGCCUGCCUCCUCCCUCUGCCACGGCUCGCCCCCAAACCCUUCUCCACGGGCAAGGCCCAGGACCUGAAACCCCCUGCCACAUCCCUGUGGCCCAGCCCAUCUGGGCUGUCUCCUCCUCGUGGCCUCUCCCAGGACACAGAGGCCAAGCAUCUGGGUGAGAGGAUGCCCAGCCUGGUGGGGCAGGAGGCGGGGAGCGGGGAGGGCCUGAGGAGAAGCUCAUCUCUGUUCAGCAAGGCUGCGGUUCUGCAGCCAGGCCCCAAGGCCAUGACUCUCUUGGAAACUGCCAAAGCUAGCCCCACUCUGGGGAAGGGGAGCAGUGAGGGGGCUCAGAAGGCUGGCGCAGGGGAGUCUCAGGAGUCCCCUCUGAGCUCCCGGCCUGAGGUGGCCCCCAAGCCAGCCCUGCCCCCCAGAAAGCCUGGGGGGACCCUUCCCCAACUAGCCUCCCUGUCACAGGACACAAGGCCAGCUGCCACUCCAGAGGAGGCAGGCCCAAGUGAGCCUCUGUCAAAAGCCAGCAGCACGGAGGAAUCAAGGGGUCCCACUCCGGAGCCUAGGCCUCGCCUGAAGAGAAGGCCUGUGUCAGCCAUUUUCAUUGAAUCCAUUCAGCCUCAGAAGCCAGGCCCCGGUGGAGAAGCCGCUGUGGGGAAAGUGCCCCCGACCCCUCCUGAGAAGACGUGGGUGAGGAGGCCCAGGCCUCUGUCCAUGGACCUCACGGCCCCGUUCAAGGGCAGAGAUGCUGCGCUGAGGAAGGUGGCCGACGAGGCCGCAGGUUUCACCGCCCAGUGGCGGGUCCCAGGGAGGUCUGACCUGGAACCCAAAGCCAGUGUGGAAUGUUUGGUCAAAGCAGGGGCUCCCCUUCAUGACCCAGAUCCAGACUUUCUGGAGGUGGCCAAGAAGAUCCGAGAGCGGAAAAUGCUUGUUAAGCAGAUGCAGACGGGCAGCCUCAGGACUGCCGGGGGCUCAGCCACGGACAGUCCCAUGGAAGACCAGAAUCCUGGGAACGAGAAAGCCAACCUGGUCGGGGACCCCGAGAAGGUGCCCAAGUCCCCUUCUCCCAGGCCUGGAAAAGACCAAGAAUUUGCUGAGGUCACGAGCAGAGCGGCUGAUGGAGAAAUCCGGCUGGAGGGAGGAUGGACCCCCAGGGGCAGCAUCAAGCAGCGCCUCAGCCUCUUUGGGGAGGAGAGCACCGUGGCAGCGGGGUCUGAAUCCCCACUGGCUGCCUCCGAGUCCCCGUCAGCUGCGCCAGGGCCAGAGAAAGCAGGUGUGAGCGUCCAGGAGCGGAUCAAAGGCUGGGCUGCUGAGAGCUCUGAGGCAAAGCCGGGCACCAGGAGGAAGGCAUUCCAGGCACGGCCGUUGUCAGCGGAUUUGACCAAACUGUUUUCAAGUUCAGCUUCAAAUGAUGAAGUCAGAUGUGACAGGAUUCCUGAGCUGAGUGGUGACCUUCCUAAGGAAUCCAGAGCAAAGCAGAAGGAAAGGCAUGGUUCAGAUGGAACAUCCGUCCCAAGAAGCCCCUGGAAGCCCGGGACACUCGGGGAGAAGCCCAGGCAGGCAGAGUGGAAAGACAGUUCUCACCAAGUCCCAGACAGCUCCCGGGGUGGAAGCGCCGUGGGGCCUCCGUGCCCUUCUGACCGCACUCCAGAAGAUGAGGGAAGCUUCCAGACUGUGUGGGCCACAGUGUUUGAGCAUCACGUCGAGAGACACACCGUGGCUGACCAGUCAGGAUGCCGUCCCUCAGCCACGCCCCCUGGUGAUGUGGCCGAUGCCUGUUUGUUUGAGCUGAGACCCAGGCGGGAGAGAAGCUCUUGGCUGGAGAGGGACCAACUGGAAAAGACAAACCUCAAGAAAGAGAACUCCAGGUGGUUCGAGAGUCCCGACACAGAGAAAUCAGUAUGGACCUGCCUUUCGAAUGGUGAGCCCAGACAGUCUCACGUGCCGCUCUCGGAAAAAUACCCUUUGGAUGAAAAUCACAGUAAUAGCCCCUUCUUUAAGCACUCUGAAAAUCCUCCCAUAGCCCCGAGGGUUGAGCCCACCUAUGACCUUGUGCACUCAGUAGGGGAGCGCGCACACAGUGAGGCCAUCUCCACGGUGCCAGAGGAGAAAGCUGUGACUCUCCGAAGCAGCAGGUCUCGACUCUCGCUGAAGGGAGGGCAGUUGUCCCCUGAGGUCACCCCUGCUGACCCAGAGUACAGGCUGGACGGUCAGACAGGGUCCGUCCAGAGGGCCAGUUUGAUUUGGGAAGCUCGAAGGACGCAUGAGGUCAGUGGGCCAAAGCCCGACUUCCGAGAGUUUGGGGGCAACUGCCCAUCACCCAGAUGGACAAGUGGGGUGACCAUGAACUGGCUUAAAGCCACUGUGGUGGACAGUGAGGAGAAGGGCUCGGUCACCCGCGGACGCCCGGCCAGGCCCUGGGGCCCCGAGGCUGCCUCUGUGAGGGCCAUCCAGGCCGCCUGCAGGGAGGCCCGGCUUGAGGGGCCCGAAGGGGCUGGGAGCAAGCUGGGACGUGGCAUCUCAGCGGGAGAGAGGGGCUCCCCCUGGGGUUGCCCCCCGGAUCCUCCUUCCAGGGCUAAGGACAAGCCUUCUGACUUUCAGUCUGACGUCCAAGCAUGGCCACAUGCAGACACGAUUAUGCAGAAAGGGCCUCUCGUGGCUGCUGGCAAAGGUGAACCCAGGCUGGCCCAGGCGCCCCAGCCUGAAGCCAAGACGCGUAAGGUGAGUCCCACUGACCAGAGAUUCGAGAAGUGGCGGCGGCGGACUUUACCCCGUGAUGUGAAGUUCGAUGAAUUCAGUUUCCUGGCCCCAGAAAGCUCUUUGAAGGAGGAGCAGAGACAGACAGGCUGUGUGAGUCCCACCGUCAGUGCCUUAAGGAAACCUCAACUGUCGCACAGUAGGGCAGAGACCCAGGAGGUGACCCCAGGUAUUGCACAGGACCGGACUUGUCCAGCCAUGAAACAAGAGUCCUCUGUGGAAUCCAGGGUGACAUUUUUUGCAGUGACGUAUCAGAUUCCUGAUACUCAAAAAGCAAAGAGCAUUGUUAAGUCAGGGCCCCAAAACUUGACAGAACAUUCUGGAAAAACCACCCCGCCUCUAUCUCCUCAUCCUUUAACAUCUACCUUGGUUUCUCUUAACCACAACAAGCCACUGGAGACCGUGGGCAGUAAAAACCCGGCUAAGGGCAGAGAGCGGGACAGUGCAAGCUCUUUAAAAAUUUUGAAGCCCACAGACCAUCCACCGUCUCCUGGGGUCAGGAGUCCGGAUCCUUCUAGCCAAAGAAUCAUCAACGCUGACACUUUACGGGUUCAUCGGGGACCAGAAGAUGGCACACGUUUUCAGGAUGAUUGGGAGGACAGUGGGAGCAAGACGUCCCCCAAAAGUGCUCCCCAAGUGACCCCGGCUUUCAGAGGUCAUCUGAAAACCAGUGAUGACCUCUUCAGAAGGGAGAUGGAGGUGGUCAGUGAGAGGUUCCCUGGUAAAAUCAAAGAUGGCUACAGAUCCAGCGUUCUCGACAUUGACGCCUUGAUGGCAGAGUACAAGAGGCAGGAUGCUGAGUGUCUGGACAGCCUGCACCCCGAGUCCAGCAGCUCCUCUCAGGAGAGGCCAGGCCGCCUGGGCAGGGUGGGACUGAGGAGGAGGAGCCUGACGGAGAGGUCUGAGGCCGAGGGUCUCUGGAAGCAAACCAGUCUCGCUGAAACAAGCCACAGUUCCAUCCCUGGCUUGUGCAGGCAGCCGGCAGAGACCCUAGGGACAGCCACAAACACCAAAUUCAGCCCUCCUCUCUGGGCUCUGCCACACUCGGCUCCUGAGAAAUAUCCAGGGGCCUCUUCUGGCCCUGCAGGUUCCAGGAAAAAGGUCUCGGGAAUCCCUGAGGAUGAAGAAAAGCCCUUUGCUAGUAAACAUAAUGGUGCAAAGUGUGCGAGUUACUCAGCUGAGUCAAAACCUAUUGUCUGGCAGGAUCCAGGCCAUGGGGCCAGCAUGUUGCCCAAAUGUUCCCCCACCCACCAGAAGAAAGGGACCCCAAAGAAAUCUGUCGGGAGGGGAGAGGAAGGCAGUGUGGUCCAGUGGGGUGGCCACCUGUGUGACUGUGGCAGGGCACCCCUGGAUAUCAAGAGGACCUAUUCAGAGAAGGGCCCCCCUGCCAGAAUCCGAGAGGGCCUGUCCAUCAUGCAGGAAGCCAGAGAGAGGAGGCAAGAUCAGCUCAGAGGGAAGCCCCGCCUCCCUGGGGAUAGUUCAAAGGCCACGGAGAUGAAAACGGGGCCCUGUCGGCGAGAGUCAGAGGCUCGAGACAAUCAAAAGGUGCUGCUACGGGACCUGGGGAGGGAGGAUGCCCUCCAGGACAGCGAGCAGCCACUCUCGCCGGUCUCCCCUGUGGCCUCGGGCCCCCGGAGAAGCCACAGUCUCUGUAAGGACAAGAGGAGUGGGCCCUUUAUGGACCAGCUGAAGCAGUGUUUCUCCAGGCGGCCCCCCGAGGCCAAGGACACCGACACGCUUGUGCAGGAAGUCGACAGCCAGUAUGGGACGUGGACGGACCAGCACCAAAGUGGGGAGAGCUUUGCCCCAGAGUCUCCGUCCCCAGACAGCAGUGCUGUGUUGGCAUGGAAACAAGCCCCCAGCAGCCGCUUGUCCUCACUGUCCUCCCAAACGGAGGCCACCUCAGCCAGGGACCAGUAUGAAUGCUCCAGGGACCAGCAGAGCACUCGUGUAGACCGAUCCAGCACCGACCUGGAAUCCACUGCUGGGAUGGAAGGGCUGCCGUCGCCAGGUGCCUGCCUUGCAAAGAGAGUGGACGACUUCUCCUUCAUCGAUCAAACCUCAGUCCUCGACUCAAGUGCCCUCAAGACCCGGGUGCAGCUCAGCAAGAGAAGCCGCCGCCGGGCUCCCAUCUCCCACUCCCUCCGGCGCAGCCGAGUCAGCGAGUCAGAGAGCAGGUCUCCUUUGGAGGAGGAGGCCAAUAGCACCUGGAUGUUCAAGGACUCAACAGAAGAGAGAGCUCCCGGGAGGGAAGAGUCUGAUGAGGAGGAGAAGCCAUCCGGGGCCGGGAGGACGCCCACUGGCCAUCCUCAGAGGAUGCCUGUGUUUCCAGGCAUGGACCCGGCAGUGCUGAAGGCUCAGCUGCACAAAAGGCCAGAGGCGGAUAGUCCCGGUGAGACCCCUGGCUGGGCCCCCCAGCCCAAGACCCCCAAGUCCCCCUUCCAGCUGGGCAGUCGCGUGCUGCCCCCCGGCGUGGAGGAUGAGAGAUCAGAAGAGCCCUCUCCCCAGUGGCUAAAGGAGCUGAAAUCCAAGAAGAGGCAAAGCCUGUAUGAGAACCAAGCUUGACCAGACAGGGGACAGUGCCACAUCUAAUGAACAGAAGCCUUAACUGUCAGAACCCGAAGAUGAGGCCGUGCUGCUGCGUGCCUUCCUGCACACGGUUACCUGCCUGGGCCCUUCGGUUGCUGGAGGGUGCUGUCCAGUGCCUCCCACCCUCCCCAGGUCCGGGUAGGAGCGUCACAUCCUCCAACAUUCAUGUGUCUCCCGGACAGCACUUCAGGCUGGGCAGGAAGCCAGGCUGCCCUCAAUGGUCCAUGCUGGUGGUUUGGUUUUUUUAUGAACAAAUUUGCAUUUCUACCCAUGUUAGACACCUGCAGCCAUUCCAGAAACAUUGGUGUGAGGCUGGACCAUCUUCCUGGGUUCUGGAAAACACCUGUAUCAUAAAUGCACCUCUUCCCCCCACCCCAGGGCAGGUCUUUUUCGGGAGGACAUUUCCAAGGAAGAGAAACCGUCUAUGUCCUGCUGUAGUUGUGCUCCAAGUCAGCACCACUGGGGUGGGGUUUUUGAUUGCUUUUCUGGUGGGGUCUGUCUCCCUCUUGAAAAUCAACAGUUGUGAUUGUUAAACGUGCCCACCCCCACAUUCUUUCCAGUGUAUUUGUCCUUCCAGCAGAACUGUGUGCAGAGCUGACCUGUUCCAUUGCGUGUCAUUUUUGUUUGCUUUAGAAGGCGAUAAAGCAAUAAUUCAGCCAAUUUUCUUUGAAUUUUGAUAUGUAAAUAUGUUUUUAUGUUAAAGAAUAGGAGGAAUGAUGUGUGAAUAGUUUGCCUGAAGUAUCCAAUCAUCUCAGGUUAUCCCAUCCACACUUUUAAAAAAUGCUAAUUGUCACCUUUGUAUAUAUUUUCCUGGCUUCUUUUCAUCUGAGCUCUGAUUUCUCUGGAGUGACCUUUGUCCCUUGGCCUCAAGGGUUCAUAAACUGCAGCCGAAAUGGCAGUGCCUUUCCCACUCAAGCAUCAGACCUGCCCUGAGAGUCUUUUCCUCUGGAGUCUUUUCUGAACACCACCUGAACUGCUGGCAUGGAAGAACCAUUGCGAAGUGGCCUCAGAACAAAUGCAUGAUGAGGGUUCUUUUGUGUCUUCUUCCUUCUUCCUUCUACCAAAUCCCCCAACUCCAUCUGACCAAGUGCUUUAUGUAGGUCCACCUGUGGGAAGGAGGGUCCCGCCGACAGCCCUUCUCCAGAAGGGAGAUCCCUGGCCAGGGCCUCGGGACGGGAGUGCUGGAUGUGGGUGGCCAUGUGGGAGGCUCUUCUGCUUCUCCUGUUCUUGCUAUAGCUCUAAGCUCAGCCUCAGGAACCCCCAGGAUCUCUGGGGGCUCUAAACACUCCCCGCUUUGUCCUCCUCUUUGGAAAUCCUCAACACCAGCUUCUCCCACCUCUGAACCCAAGGCUCUGGCAAACCUCCCCGAUGUGCUUGGCUGGCCGCCCGCCAUGCCUGGAGUUGCCAUAAAUUUUGUGCCAACUUUGCUUGGGAGGCACCCACUGGUGAGAAAGAAGCUUGAGCAAUUUCCAGGGCAGCCUGUGAUGGCUGAAGUGCCGUGGUCUGAAUUUCCUAAUGGAUCCGUGCAUGGCAGUGGUUAGAGAUGGAAGGGGUCAGGGGGGGCACGUGCAUGACUUCCUGAGACAUGAAAAUCUUUCUUGAUAAAUCCGUUAUGUGCAAGUGGUAUCAAAACAUACCUCCCUUCUCCCUGGACACCUCUCUAAGAGUCUCUGUUUGUCUGCUCAUCUCUGCUUCCUUCCUUGUUGCCUUAUACCACCUCUUCCCUGGUCUGUAGGUGAUGACGGAGUGGGGAGAGCCAUGCUGUUUCUCCAGGUAAGGACAAUUGCCUGGGCCCUGGAGGGUCGUAGUGUUUCAGCACCCUGGACAGGGAUGGAAGCCCUGAAUCUCUUGCCCCAGUCCUGUUGACUGGACUUUGCCUACUGAUGGGCAGUUGCUGGACCCUGUCAGUUAGCCUGUCAUUUGCAUCUGGAAGCCUCAUGCAUUUGUAUCUGGAGGUUUGGCCCUGCCUGGUAAGAGCUUGUAUUCUCUUCCUCCCCUGAGUUAGUGCUAAGUCAGUUCUCUGUGGCCAUUUGGAUGGAGAUUUAACUCCUCCAGCAGCUCUGCUUCAGUUGAUUUUUCUUCUUUUUUUUUAAAGAUCCAAAUCUUGUUUUAUAACAUUUUGAUGUAGUGACUUUCCAGUCAGUAGGUCCCUUUAAGAGAAAUUCCCCACGUUUUGACCCUGACUUUCCUUCAGGUGGCAAGGGCCCCCCGGUGCCAGUGCAGGCAGGAGGACUUGGCCUGCCCUGCCCAGUGAGUAUAUUGACACUCACCACGUAAAACUCUCAAUCCUUAGUUAGUCAUGCUUAGCCCAAGUAUGCCUGGUAAAAAAGAAAAAUGCUUGAAAAUGAUACUGACCUGGAGAUCUUUAGCCUGACCUCCUGCACCUUGAUUGGAAAUAAGAAUCAUUUAAGUCCUCGGUGAUUCAUGACACACAAAGCCUAGUCCCUUGAAACUAACCAGAGCAGCCUUGUGUCUCCACCACAAAGCAGACAAUCACAGCGGGUAGGGAGCGACCCCUAGAGGGGGCCUCCCUGCCCCUCGGGUGCAGCUAUGAUGAGCGCAGGGAAGGUGGGAACGGCUGUGGCAGAGCCUUUGCAGACCGUGGGGCAAGUGGGUCAUUUAUUUCUCCUUUUUCUGAACUGGGUGAAGCUCUUUGGGGCUCAGCAAAGGGUUGUCGGCUAGUUUCUCCAGUUCAGAGCCUCCUUUGGAAAUAUUUUUCCUUUCAAACUAACUUAAUACUCCUUGACAUUUGUAUGUGAUCAAGUCACCUGCCCUCGCCCAGGCCUUCUUCUGGGGACCUUUGACCUUCCUUAAAUGAGUCUCACACAGAAUGCAAGUUCCUGUGUGGUACGAUCUCGCUUCCCCUCUCUCCCUCCCUCCCUCUCCAUCUCUCUCUCUCUCUCUGUCCCUCCCUCUAUCCCUCUCUCUCUCUCUCUCUCUCUCUCUGUGCACACACACACCCUUUGCACAUCAGUAUUUUGAUGGCUAGUCUUUUGAUAAAUCUGUACCUUUUCCUGCUCCUGCAGAUCCCCUUCUUCCUGGUCCCUUGCCUGAUAAGUCAGAGGCCUUUGGCCUGUGAAAUGCCAUGGCAAGGCCUCAACGAUCAGUGUUGUAGAGAAUUCCUCAGCACCACCGGAGAAAUUCUGGUGAAAGAGAAGCCUUGCGGGGUCCCAGAUGCUGGGGGUUUUGAGUGUCACUGACCUGACAGCCCCGCUUGUCCAGAAUUCCAGGGAAGGACAAUCAGAUGGUGAUUUUUCUAGGGGAACAAGCCAAGUCAUAUGCUUUUGGAUGAACGUGUUUUCUUUUAUGUGUCCUGGGAAGUGAAGCCAACUACAGGUAUUACUAAGGAGUGAAAAUAAAAAUAGGUGUAGGCGUGAGGUCCUAAACCUUAGAGGCUGUGCCGGGAUCUGGAGAAGCCCUCGGUCGGUGUGACUUCCCAGGAGGGGCCCUUAACUGCCCGUCCUGGUGCUGGCAGCUGCCUUGGCCAUUUAGGCUUCCACACGUUCCAUCAGGACAGGUGGCCACAGGCACUGGGCAUGAUUACAAAGCAAAAUUCCACAGGUGUGGGGUCAGAACACCUCCAGAACUUCUUUUUUAAGAGUGACUCGGGCCUGUGUGGAAGACCGUGUCCCACCCAAUGGGAGGGUUCUGAAGCCCACCCCUCCCUCACCAGUUUCUGCUCCUCCCCUUGACCCCCUGGCCCCUCCCACACAGCCCUGCUCCUUCAUGCCGGAAGCUAGGUGAUUGCUGCCUUUGGGUCAUCUGGCAUGUCAGCGUUAGCCUGAGGGGAGAUGGGGAGGCGGAACAGCUCUAUCCAAUGGGAAAUACCUCCCUGCAGAUUUAAGCCGUGGCAAACCACUGCAGUGGUAGAGAAACUUAUCUAGCCUCUUAUUGUGCCUUUCCUCCUCUACCAUGUGUUGGAACAUCCCAAGGCAUCAGGAUUUUAUGGAGUAGGAGGGUUGUACUGGGGUGGAGGGAACCGCUUGAAGCAGGCAGGACCCAUGCACAUCUGGGAGGGACCCACCUCGGGGUCUGUCCACCUAGGGAGUGGUGGAUCGGAGUUCUGCAGAGAAGCUGCUAGGAGUCACCCUGCUGGCAUUCUGGACAAGUGGAGGUUCUGGAAACAGAGCCUCGUAAAAAGCCCGUAGGCACUGGUGUGCCGGAUCCCAGCCGGUCAGUCUCCAUUGUCCCCCAACCGUCCACCUAGAGCUUCCUUCCUUUUGUCUGGAUUGGCUUCUGCAGGGAGAGGGGCAGAAAGCCAGGCGGGUUCUGGAAAGUCAGCCUGAGGUUUCUGGCAAGUUAACUUGUAAAAUCAACCCCUCUCUGCCUCUCCCCUGUUGCCCUCCCAGAAACUCCGUAAAUAGUCACCGUCACGUCUGGUGCCGUACAUCUUCCACCAAUCUGACUGGCCCUUUUAUGACAAUCUGUGGUAGUGUCAUGCCUGCUAACCAUUGUCUGCCCUUAUCUAAAGGACAAUUUGAACUUUUUAAUGAUCUCAUUACAUACCGCCUUAUAGAUCCUGUAAAUAGAGGCUCACAGAAGUAAUAUAUGCUAUUAUGGAAGAUAUUUUCUACUGUGUUGUUUCCUAAACCAUACCUAGGAUUCAUGCACUUCCCAAAUGAUCAUGAUCCUCAAAAUGCUUUGUAAGAUAGGUGAGUGGAAAUAUAUAUAUAUAUAUAUGCUAUAUAUUUUCCUAACCUUUCUUCUGGGUCCCUUCCUCAGAUACUUGAGUCAGUGUAAAAAAGGAACUCAAGUCCUGUGUGUAGAAAUGUUAAGCCUUCUUUCUGCCUGCCAGUGUUCUGAAAUUGCCUUAUGAAUUCACAAGUUCUAGGAGUUCUGAACGGACGGUGGACGACAGGCACUUUAUCCAAUCCCAGAAAGACUCUCUAAUCACGUGACUGAGCAUUCAUCUAGAAAAACCUAUAUUUUUAACACUAAAACAAACGGGGCUUCUUGGACCUCACAGAGUAUUGGAUGUCUACAAGUGCUUUUAUAUUUUGUAACUGUAAAGAGGUUUCAUACGCACAGACGAGCAGUUGGGAAUCUGGUCGACUGCCAUAAAACAAGAUGACCUUUGCAUGUACAAAGAUGUUGCAUUCAGACUAUGAAAACAGCAAAUAAAGCUUCGAUGCAAGUUGCACUAGAGAA
Messenger RNA from Manis pentadactyla (Chinese pangolin), 11857 nucleotides. RefSeq names its product KIAA1671 ortholog. NCBI's taxonomy places the organism in Eukaryota, Metazoa, Chordata, Mammalia, Pholidota, Manidae. The record is from RefSeq and is a predicted model, not a curated record. The transcript has 13 exons. Bases 1208 to 6685 code for a protein of 1825 amino acids.